Messenger RNA from Erythranthe guttata (spotted monkey flower), 3826 nucleotides. Its product is annotated as kinesin-like protein KIN-12F. The record is from RefSeq and is a predicted model, not a curated record. Gene Ontology annotation, biological process: microtubule-based movement. Lineage: Eukaryota; Viridiplantae; Streptophyta; Magnoliopsida; Lamiales; Phrymaceae. Gene Ontology annotation, molecular function: microtubule binding; ATP binding; microtubule motor activity.
CUCUCUCUAAAACAACAUUUAAAUUUCAAAUUCAAACCAUUUUCUUCCCCAUCUCUCUCCUCUCUCUUCAGUAAGAUUUAUUUUUUCCUCUCCCCAACAAAUUCAUCAGUUGAAACCAGCAGCAACCAUGGCGGCGAAGCCCAAUUCCGAGAUCUCUGAAAGCAGCAGAUUUUUCGGGAGCAUAUCCGCUUCAGUGCCGUUCAAGAGUUUGCUCCCGAAAGCGAAGAUGAAGGCGAAUUCGAUCCGGCGAUCGAGGAUCAGAUCCGAUGGAGAAAACAUAGCUCCGGUGGAUCCCAACAUUCAGAUGCGCGAUCCUCCACUCUCCGCUUCAGUUUCCUUCCCCAAAAAAUCCCCGACGAAGAUCAAAGUCGGUAAUUCUCUAAAGGAAGAUCUCACCGCAUCUUUUGUCCAGGAAAAAGUCCCCGAAGUUCCCAAUCCACCAGUCAAGGUUGUAGUGAGGAUUAAACCAACUAAGGGUCUUGGAAUCGGAGGUACUUCGGUCAGAAACGUUACAAAGAAUUCACUUUCUACGGCUGAAAGAACAUAUACAUUUGAUUCCGUCUUCGACUCAGAUUCAACACAGGGGGACGUAUACCAAUUAGUAGGUGCUCCGUUGGUUAAGGAUGCAUUAUCUGGUUAUAAUACAUCCGUUGUGGCUUAUGGUCAGACUGGGAGUGGGAAAACCUAUACAAUGUGGGGACCACCAAGCGCAAUGGUUGAUGGUCCGUCUGUCAGUGGUCUUCAGGGUAUUGUGCCGCGCAUUUUCCAGGAUAUUUUCUCAGAGAUUCAAAAGGAACAAGGGAAUUCUGAUGGAAAACAAAUAAAUUAUCAAUGUCGAUGCUCGUUUCUUGAGGUGUAUGCUGAGAAAAUUGGUGAUCUACUUGAUCCCACACAACGAGACUUGGAGAUAAAGGACGACACGAAAAAUGGAUUUUAUGUAGAGAAUCUGACUGAGGAGUACGUAUCCUGUUACGAGGAUGUGACUCAGAUUUUGAUUAAGGGUCUGUCGAACAGAAAGCUUGGAACAACAAGAAUUAACUCCAAGAGCUCAAGAUCCCAUAUCAUGUUCACAUGCAUAAUCGAGUCUUGGUGCAAGGAGUCCUCAUCAAAGUGCUUUGGUAGUUCAAAGAGUAGUAGAAUCAGUCUUGUUGACCUCGCUGGAUUCGAGAGAAAUGUGCUUGAUGAUGCUAGUAGACAGCAUGUGAAAGAAGGAAAAUAUAUAAAGAAGUCUAUGGCACAGCUUGGGCGCUUGAUAAAUAUCCUAGCGGAUGGAAGUCAGUCUGGGAAAUCUGAAGAAAUACCAUACAGAAGUUCUCGUCUGACUCAUUUGCUGAGAGAAUCGUUCGGUGGCAAUGCUAAACUCUCCAUUAUAUGUGCCAUUUCUCCAGACAACAAGAGUAGUGGUGAAACUAUGAGCACCCUCAGAUUCGGACAGCGGGCAAAACUCAUGAAGAACGAACCUGUGGUGAAUGAAAUAACAGAAGAUGAUGUAAACGACCUGAGCGAUCAGAUCCGACAAUUGAAGGAAGAACUUAUGAGAGCCAAGUCCAGUUCAUGCAACUCCUUCAGCAGCAACGAAGGAUAUUUCAGAGGGGGGAAUGUGCGUGAAAGCUUGAAUAAUUUGAGAAUAAGCCUCAACCGUACACUGAUCUUACCCUGCAUUGACAAUGAUUCUGACGAAAAUUUACACAUCAGCGAGGAUGAUGUGAAAGAACUAAGGCUUCAAAUGGAUAACAUAAAAGAAGAAUCUGAGAAUGGAGAAAGUACACUCUUAUACUCUGCGGAAGGUUGUGAGACAGAUUUCACUUGUGAGCAUUACUUGAGCUGUUCAGAAGAUGGCGAAAACGAAGAAAUUAAUUCGAGCGAACCUCAAACAGAAAUGGAAGAAUUUGAUCGAUCGAUUUCUAUUGAUCUUCCAUCAAGGGCAGUCCUUCCAGAUCCUGUGCUGUCAGAGUCUCCUAAAAUACAAAAUGCACAGAGGAAAAGCGUGGUUUUCUCCUCAAACCAUCUCCCUGAAGCUGUAGAAACUUGCAAAGAUCUUGAUGUGAUAAGGCAGUCUCUCCAAACAGACAACCUUAAAUCCUCCUUGAGAUCUAGUAAAAUAUUUGCGGGACCCACCGAAUCUUUGGAAGCUAGCCUCCACAGAGGAUUACAGAUCAUCGAUUAUCACCAGAGGAACCCAGCGCCAGAAAGAUCAUCCGUUUCCUUCUCUUUCGAACAUUUGGCUCUCAAACCAUGUCUAUCAGCUGAUAACACCAGUGCUUCUGUUCAAAUGUCUACCAAGGACAUGGAAAAAGAUUUAGCUUCGGCUCUUCAGAGGGAGGAGGAGCUCAAUAUUGUUUGUCGCGACCAAGCAGCUAAAAUUGAGAAACUAACCAAAAUGCUAGAGCAAUGCAAGUGUGUGACUGACCAGUCAGAUACCAGCAUAUGUCGCAGCUCUUCAAAUUUCAGUGCGCUGAAGAAGAACCAACUGCAACCAAUCGAAGAGGAGGAUGUAGAGCAUGAGAAGUAUCAACCACCAAACACUGCAAAUAAUCUUCUGACAUGGAAUGGUGAUGAAAGCGAUGAACCAGAGCUUAUAAAGGAGAAAUGUGAAGUUAAAGAAGUCCAGGACUUGACAAAAUCCUUCACUCUUGAAGAUAGGGAAGCACUUCUAACAGAAAACGAAGUUCUUAGAAACAAACUGCAGUUCUACACCGACGCACCCACAAGAAGAUCAUCAGACAAACUACGAUCUUCUUUGCUGUCACAAUCAAUCCAGUUAAGAAGAAGCUGCGCAUUUAAUGCUCAAGGAAUCAACAACAAGGAAGAACUCGAGAAGGAACAACAGAAAUGGAUGGAAAUGGAGAGCGAAUGGAUUUCACUGACCGACGAAUUGAGAAUCGACAUCGAGUCUCACCGCCAAAGAGCAGAAAAAGUCGAGAUGGAGUUGACAUUAGAGAAGAAGUGCACUGAAGAAUUGGACGAUGCCCUCAAAAGAUCCGUUCUUUGUCAUGCUAGAAUGAUCGAGCACUAUGCGGAACUACAGGAGAAGUACAAUGACUUGUUAGCAAAGCAUCGAGCAAUGAUGGAAGGGGUAGCGGAGGUGAAAAGGGCAGCUUUGAAAGCGGGAGCAAAGGGUCGCCAUGGGUCCCGUUUCGCAAAGGCCCUUUCAGCAGAGCUUUCUGCUUUAAGAGUCGAAAGAGAGAGGGAGAGAGAUUUGUUGAAGAAAGAGAAUCGAAGCCUUAAAAUACAGCUUAAAGACACCGCAGAAGCUGUGCAUGCUGCUGGUGAACUUCUUGCUAGGUUGAGAGAAGCUGAAGCAGCAGCUUCAUUGGCUGAGGAGAAAAACACGACAAUUCAAGAAGAUAACGAGAAGCUGAGGAAACAAAUGGAGAAACAAAAAAGAAAGCACAAGAUGGAGAUUAUUACAAUGAAACAGUACCUCGAAGGAAGCAGAUUGCCUGAAGCCGCCUUAAGGCCGCCACUAUAUCGUGAAAACUCCGAUAGUAAUAUAUUGCAUAACGAUAAUAAUGCAAUGCUAGAAGACGACGACCAGUCGUGGAGGGCUGAAUUCGGUGCAAUAUAUCAAGAACACUACUGAAAAAUUGAACUGGUGUAUGUAAUGUGUGUGUGUUUGUGGUAAUCAAGACCCUACUCGGGUCAACUUGCAUUUCAUUUUUUACAUUUUUUUUUGCGUACAACGCAAUAAUUUGUAUACGCUAAAACGUUAACAAUGUUCGUUUAAAGUUGGAUUUGGAGCUCGAUCGGUCUCUUCCAUACUAAUUUGCAGUGUUUAUUUUCGUCAUUUAAUUCUACCCCGGGAAAUAUAACGCAACUUCCCUGA